Molecule: messenger RNA, 3764 nt
Organism: Aquila chrysaetos chrysaetos
Lineage: Eukaryota; Metazoa; Chordata; Aves; Accipitriformes; Accipitridae
Gene: SEMA4A
Product: semaphorin 4A
Exons: 15
Coding region: 693-3053 (786 amino acids)
Biological process (GO): semaphorin-plexin signaling pathway; negative chemotaxis; negative regulation of axon extension involved in axon guidance
Molecular function (GO): chemorepellent activity; semaphorin receptor binding
Source: RefSeq, a predicted model, not a curated record
GGGGUACCUCAGAUGUGGCUCUGAUGUUGUGGGGGACCCCAAGGCUCUGGCUUCGGUGGGUUUCUCACUCACAGCUGUCCCAGAGCAGCCUGGGCUGGAGGAUGGAGCCUGCAGGGAGCCAGGACAGCUAUGGGCUCUUUGUGGCUGGGGCGAUGCUCAGCCCCAGGGGUCUGUUUGUGGGUGCAAUGCUCAGACCCGCUGUCGAUCCUCACAGUCACAGCAGGAGAAAUGACAUUGCUUUGCUUUCACCCCAAAGAUUUCCACAAAGCCAGGAAGAGAACCCAAGCAUCUGGGCACCUGAUUUCCCCGAGCACCCCAGUCGGAGGAGCAGAGCACCCCAGCUCCCAUCCCGACUCUCUCCACCAGGCUUCGCUGCCCUCCCUGUUGGGGUGCAACGCAGGCGAGGCAGGAGCAGGCGCCCGCUGCCCCAACCUGCUGAGGCUCGUCCUCUUCCAGCAGGACUUUCUGGUUCCUGCAGUCCCCGGUGAAGCCACACAGGGCUGGGCUGGGCCACAGCGAGCCCUGCCACGAGCCAGGUUGGAAGCCUGGCAGCGUGGCCGGACCUUGGCCAGGCACUGGGCAUGGGUCUGUGGGGGUCUUCUGGCCACAGCUCCCUGGGGCCAGGCGCCUGCCAGGUGCCGAUGCUCCAAGGACGGAGGUGAGCCAGCUCUGUCCUCACCCGCCGGAGAGGGAUGGUGCUGGGACCUUUGAGGGGUGCAUCCCUGCCACCCCCCGCCAUGCCCACAGCUGCCCUCCGCUUGCUCUGCGGUGUAGUGAUGCCAGCUGCCAUGCUCUGCGCCGAGCCCCUGCCCCGCAUCACCUUCCCCAGCGGGGACCCCCGACGGACACUGACCCAUUUCAGCCAGGAAAACGUCUCCCACUACGACAUCUUCCUCCUGCAUGAGAGCGAGGAGGAGCUGUACGUGGGGGCCCGUGACCGGGUGCUGGCCCUGACCGUUGGCACCCCAGGCAGCAUCCGUGCUAAAGCCUCGAUAAUGUGGGGACCCACGGCCGAGAAAAUCUCCGAGUGUGCUUUUAAGAAGAAGAGCCAGGAGACCGAGUGCUUCAACUUCAUUCGGGUCCUUGUGGCCCUGAACCAGACCCACCUCUACGUCUGCGGGACCUACGCCUUCAGCCCCGUGUGCACCUACAUUCAACUGGAGAACUUCACACUAAUGUCCAGCAGCAGAGGACAACCUUUCCUGGACGGGAAGGGCCAGUGCCCCUUUGACCCCCAGCACACCUACACGGCCCUGCUGGUGGAUGGCGAGCUCUACGCUGGCACCAUGAACAACUUUCAGGGCAACGAGCCCAUCAUCUCCCGCUCACUGGGCAGCCGGACCCUGCUCAAGACGGACGCCUUCCUCCGCUGGCUGUCAGCCGACGCUGCCUUCGUGGCCUCCUUCAGCAUCCCGGGAGAUGACAAGGUCUACUUCUUCUUCGAGGAGACAGCCGAUGAGUUUGAUUUCUUCGAGCGGCUUCUGGUGCCACGGGUGGCCCGUGUCUGCAAGAGUGAUGUCGGGGGGGACAAGGUGCUGCAAAAGAAGUGGACGACGUUCCUGAAGGCCCAGCUGGUGUGCUCGCAACCCGGCCACUUCCCCUUCAACGUCAUCCAUCACGCCUUCGCUCUGCCCCGCCGUGACGGUGGUGCUGACUUCUAUGCCGUCUUCACCUCGCAGUGGCAGGCGGGCAGAGCGGGCAGCGCAGCUGUCUGUGCCUACAGACAGGAGGCUCUGGAAGAGGUCUUCGAGGGCAAGUACAAGGAGCUGAACAAGGAGAGCUCCCGCUGGACGGUCUACGGUGGUCCCGACAUGAAUCCCCGGCCCGGCAGCUGCUACAUGGGUCCCUCCUCUGACAAAGCCCUCACCUUCAUGAAGGACCAUUUCCUAAUGGACGGGAAGGUGUCACCCACCCAGGGGCAGCCGCUGCUGGUGAAGACGGACAUCACGUACACGCGCAUCGUGGUGGACGAGACUCAUGGCAUCUCAGGGGCCACCUACCGCGUCAUGUUCCUGGCCACAGUGGAGGGUUUCCUGCACAAAGUGGUGGAGCUGCCCGGGGGUCCUCACAUCGUGGAGAGCAUCCAGCUCUUUGAGAGACCGGAACCGGUGAAGAAUCUACUGCUGGCCCCGGGGAAGGGCAUCCUCUAUGUGGGUUACUCCAGCGGUGUUCUCCAAGUCCCAUUGGCCAACUGCAGCCUGCACCAGAGCUGCGCCGAGUGCGUGCUGGCGCGGGACCCAUACUGCGCCUGGUAUAGCCUUGAGGGAUCCUGCCAGCCUACCCGUGCCGCAGCCGCCACCGAGGACAUGAGCGCAUGGCUGCAGGACGUCGAAGCGGGGAGCCCAGCCACCAUGUGCCACCGCGGGAGGAGCGUGGCCAUGCCCCGAACCUGGGGGGCACAGGAGGAUCCCGUAGCAGAGAGGCUCAGCCCCCCGCUUAACGCCGUGGUCUACUUGCGGUGCCCCCGCCACUCCGCCCUGGCCAACUACAGCUGGCAGCAGCCCGAUGGCCAGGGGGGCCGGGGGGACACGGCGGUGCUGCCUAACCACACGCUGGUGGUCAUCAUGCAACGAGGGACUGCUGGCACCUACAAAUGCCGGGCCACUGAGAACGGCUAUACCUGGACCGUGGCUCACUACCAGCUACAGGACCCCAGUGGGGUGGCCCCCCAGCUGGACGAGCUGGCUGAGGAGGACCUGGCCUGGGGGUCUUCAGUCCCUGGCACCCCCCGGUCUUACUGGCCCCAGUUUGUCACCGUCACCGUGCUGCUGGCUGUCACAUUGGCCGCUGCCGCCUGCCUGGCCCUCCUUGCCUACCACGACCAGCUCAAAGCCAGGAGCAAGGUACGGGGGUGCAGCACACCCCAUAGCCCCCCAUCCCAGCGCCGGGAGAAGGUACCCCUCAAUGGGGGGACCGGAGAGCCCUCAGCACCCGGAGUCCCCACCGAGGAGGAGGAGGAGGAGGAAGGCUCCCGUGCUUGCUGCCUCCAGCUUGAUGGGGACAUCGAUGUCGAUAACAACAGGCUUCACGUCCCAGCUGGGGACACAGUGUGACGCCGCCACCGGGUCGGGGAGCCUGUGGGGAAGCAGUAGACUGUGGGAGAUGAUAUGAAUGUGAAGUUUGGGUUUUUUUUUUUUAAUUUAAUACACAUGUUUUAACAUAAGGUAACAUUUUGGGGUAGUGGCAAGGGGCAGCAGGGUGGGAUGGGCCCCUGGGAGCAGCGGGGGAGGCAGCAAGGGGGUGGGAUGGGGCAAGGAGGUGGGGUGGGUGGCGAGGAAAGGACAUGGGGACAGGGAAAGGACGUGGGCACAGAGAAGGGACGUGGCCAUGGGGCAAAGCCAUGGGGCCGAGGGCAGGAUGUGGCAAUCAGGCAAAGACAUGGGGUGGGGACGGGCAGAGUCAGUGGAUGCUGACACUGGUGUCACCCCAGGAAAAAAACUGGGAUCCAUAAAACCUCCAAAAUGGGGAAAGGUGAGCCUGGAUGGGCUCCAUGGGGUGACCCCACAGGCACCCACCCUGCGCUGCCAGACCUCCCCACCCUGCUCCCCACCGCCCUGGGUGCUGGGGGGGGGGGCCACAACACCACAUCACCCUGACUCCCAGACAACCAAGGUGGUGGAGCCCCCCCCACCCCAGCUGCACCCCAGGGUUGGCCCCCACUGCUUUUUUUGAUGAUGUUGAGCCUUCUUUUUUUUAAGACAAACCAGCUGUAAAUUUUCCUGCUCUUUGUACAUGUGAUUUUUUUUAUUAAAAAGGAAAAGCUA